AUGCCGCCGCUUCGUACGGUGUACACUCGGGAGGAGCUCCUCCGCAUUGCUGCGCUGGCCAGCGGAAUUGAGGUGAGCCCCGGCAUCAUCGGCAAGUUCGAUGUGAUCGAGAUUGCCGAGCCGGCUGCUAUUCCCAAGCGGCGUGAGAUGGACAUUGGCGCCGCCGGCGACAACAGCACGAACAUCAUCGGCAGCGGUCUGGCACUCAACGCGCCCAAGCCAAACAACAACAGCAAUAACAACCAUCGCGAUGGCAGCAGCAGUGGUGGUGGCAACCCAAAUGCCAAUGGAACUGGCCGCGGCAGCAACACCGCCAACAGCAGCGCCAACGCCCACAGCGGCGGCCCCAGCAAUUCCAACAGCUCGCCAGCCCCCUUGUACAACGCGCGCGGCAACGCUACGGAUGGGCGUCGUGGCGGCAACAACAACGGCCGCGAGGACACCAACAGCGGUAGCAACGGUAACGGCAACCGUCGCUCCGGCGAUGAUCGUCGUCAAGGCGGAUACGACCGCUUUGCCCCACCGGAGGGAGGACGCUUCGGUCGUGGCAACCGCAAUCAGGAGACGUUCGAGUUUGGCGUUGAGUACGAACUGCAGCAGAGCGCGAUGCAGCGGCGGCGCGUGACGGAGACGAUGGAGCGCGAGGAUCGUAGGGGGGAGCAGCUCAAGCAGGCUCUGGAAAAGUUCAAGCAGGUGGACAAGGAGCCCGAGCCGGCGGACGUCGAGAGCCAGGAGACGGACGAGAUUGAGCGGCUGUUGGCGGGGAUUACGAUGGGCAGCGACGACGGACAGCCGAAAGCCGCGGCCCGCUCUCGCUUCUUCUCGGCCCAGGCCCCAGCAGCGGCACCACCAGCUGCACAUGCGCAGCGGCCGGCUUCAACGCAGCCGUCAGCACCGACGACGGCCGCGCAGACCGCCUCGAACGGCGCGGCCCCUGCGAACACCGUCACGCAGCCCAAAGUGCUCAUCACCCCGGCCAACAGCGGCACGCCCGGCUACGUGGCGAGCCCGUGGGGCAACGUGAAGAGCGAUCCGAACUUGUGGGCCACGGCGCCGUCGAUGGCGAGCGCGCUGAAGCAGUCGCUGCAGCAGCAGCAGCAGCAACCCAACACGACGCCGCAGUCUUCGCCGACGCAGUUGAAGUCCUCUUCGCAGCCGCCGCCGCCGCCGGUGAGCACGACGAUGCCGACGGGGAUGGGCAACAAUGGAAACAUGCCGCCUCCACCGCCGCCACCGCCGAGUGCACCGUCGCAAGGCAGCGGUGCCAUGAACUACAGCACGGCCCCGUCAUCCGCUGCUUCUGCCGCUGCUGCUGCCACAUCGGCGACGCCAUCGGCGUCGGCGGAUGGGCAGAGCAACUCCAUCGCCGCGAUGGGCUUCAAGAUGAGCGUGCUGGGGCUGAGCACGCAGCAGUCUCGCCCGACGUCGGCCACGCCGGCGGCCAGCACCAACCCGCCCGCGCCGUCGCGUGCGUGGACUGCGGCGGAGCUGGAGCAGCUGCUGAAGAGCGGCAAGGCGGUGCCAACGGCCGUCCCCCCGCCGCCGCCGCACCCGUCCGCCCUGUCAGCGCAGCCACCCGUCGCAAAGGUGUUUGCCGCGGCUGAUCUGGAGAGUAUGCUGAUGCAGCAAGCCCGCCAGGGUGGCGUUCCGAGUCCGGCGCAGCCGCCGGCCGUUCAGGUACAGCAGCCUCAGCCCCAGCCCUUGUUUCAGCAACCCCAGCAGCAGGUUCACCAACCACCGCAGCUACCACUGCAGCAGCAGCCGCAACCAGCGCAGCAGCCCGCCCCACCGCAGCUAAUGGCCGCGAUGAAGACACCGCCGAUAAUGCCACAGAACAUGUCCAACCCGAUGGGCGCCUACCUCGCUGCAGUGCCACGCUCGCCACCUCAGCAGUUUCCCACAGGAAUGAAGGUCCCACCCAGUCCUCCGAUGAUGCCGCAGCACCAGCAGCAGCAGCAGCAGCAGUUGCCGCCACCCCCGCCACCAAUGAACGUGCAGCAAGCACCACCGCAGCUGCAGCAGCAGCAACAGGUGCAGCAGCAACUCCCCUGGAUGACGAUGCCGCAGUCUCCGCAACAGCCACAGCACCAGCACCAGCAGCAGCAACAGCAGCAGCAGCAGCAGGGACUUGCGCAGCACGGCAUGCGUGCCAGCCCUCCGCAACAACCGCAGCAGGUGAACAAGAUGCCGCCGCCUCCCCAGAUGACAGCGCCAGGGAUGCCGGUGCCGAUCAUGAUGAACGCGCAAGGCCAGUACUUUGCCGCCCCACCGCAGCAGCAACCCUUCUACUUGUCGGGGCAGCCCGUCAUGUUCCGCCGCCCGGAUGGCACCGUGUUCAUGCAGGCACCACAGCCGCAGCCGCAGCCGCAACCGCCACAGCCCCAGUUUAACCCGUUUGCCACGAAUGCGCAGUACCUUUUCCAGCAGCAGCAGCAGCAGCGCCGCUAA
Messenger RNA from Leptomonas pyrrhocoris, 2448 nucleotides. RefSeq names its product putative 4E-interacting protein. The record is from RefSeq and is a predicted model, not a curated record. Lineage: Eukaryota; Euglenozoa; Kinetoplastea; Trypanosomatida; Trypanosomatidae. The coding region runs from base 1 to 2448 and encodes 815 amino acids. The transcript has a single exon.